This is a messenger RNA of Leptopilina boulardi, 4707 nucleotides long. RefSeq lists its product as uncharacterized. NCBI's taxonomy places the organism in Eukaryota, Metazoa, Arthropoda, Insecta, Hymenoptera, Figitidae. The record is from RefSeq and is a predicted model, not a curated record. Gene Ontology annotation, molecular function: nucleic acid binding. The coding region runs from base 1 to 4707 and encodes 1568 amino acids. The transcript has 3 exons. Gene Ontology annotation, biological process: DNA integration.
AUGAGUCUCACUGACGAGGCGCUCGUGAAAAGUCAACAAAUUGUCUUUGGUGAAGGUUCGCAAUCGCAACAACAACCAGGAAAUAUUCCGCUUCAAGAUCCUAAUCGUCAACACGAAUUUGGGAUGUUUCCGGGUCAAGCACAUGUCGAUGCCUCUUAUCGAAUUCCAAAACUUUCUAAUUUCUUCCGCGAGGAUCCAGUCCUUUGGUUUGCUCAGGUUGAAUUAGCUUUUGAAUAUUCUCGUAUAACAUCAGAACGCUCUAGGGCUGGUGCCGUCGUGUCCUCCUUUGAUUGUGAGGUUCUUCAAGUGAUUGGUGAUUUGAUAACAUCCGUGAACCCCAUUCCUAAUUUGUAUACUCGAAUUAAGGAACGAAUUAUCGAGAAUUUUGCCGUUUCUCCUGAAAAUGAAUUACGUAGUAUUUUGAAGGGCGAUUCUUUCGGAGACGGUAAACCUUCCGCCAUUUUGAAUAAAAUCAGACACCUGAGUCGAGGUCGAUGCAGCGAAGAAGUUUUAAAAUCGAUAUUUUUAGAGCAUUUACCAUCCGGAUGUCGAUCAAUUUUAGCUGUAUCCGAUACAAUGGAUCUUACUCGCCUAGCAACUCUUGCCGAUAAAAUAAUGGAGAAUGGUUUUUCUCAAAAUCCUUCAGUUUCAUCCAUUUCAAACGCCAAAAUCGACCAGACUCAAUUAGACGUUAUUAAAAGGGUCGACGCAAUUGUCUCUCGACUCGAGGCAGUUUCUUUCGGGGAGCGAGGUCGAAAUCAUUUCUUUAAAGGUCGUUCUCCGGGAGGUCGUGACAGGUCGCGAUCCCGUUCUCAAUCUAGAUUCGAAAAUAAGCGAAGAUCACGGUCUGGGAAUUCAUCCGGAUCAUAUUGUUUUUAUCACAAUAGAUUUGGCAAAAAAGCCAAUAAAUGUAAACCACCUUAUUCUGGAUCGGAUAUCUCUAUCAUUCCAGCGAACCGCGAAGACAAAAUUAAAUCCGUCAAAUCAGUGCUUUAUGCUGCCAAUAAUUCAAUCAUAAACACUUUUGGCGAACGCCGAUUGAUUUUGAAUUUUGGUCUUCGUCGGCUUCUUAAAUGGAAUUUUACUGUAGCAUCCGUUCCCUACCCUAUCAUUGGGGCGGAUCUACUUUCAACAUUCGGUGUUUGCGUUGAUCUUCGAGGUAGGAGAUUAAUUGACACUCAUUCCGGCAUUGUAUCGGUUGGUGUCAUGAAAUCGGCUCCUUUUUGUGAUGUCAGUGUGGUUGAUAAUUCUUCUAAAUUCACAAAAAUUUUAAAAAAUUUCCUAAAUCUAACAGGUCUUUCUGAAUCCAAUGGAAUUUCAUCUGGUAAUGUGCAACAUCAUAUUUUAACAACCGGUCCCCCUGUUGCAGAACGUUCACGUCGUCUCUCUUCUGAGAAGCUGUCUGUGGCCAAGGCAUUUUUUCAGAAAUUAGAGAAAGAAAAAAAGUGUCGUCGUUCUAGCGCAAGUUGGGCUGCACCUCUUCAUCUUGUCCCAAAAAAGAACGGUGGUUGGAGAGUUUGUGGCGAUUAUCGCCGGCUAAAUUCGGUAACGAUUCCGGAUCGUUAUCCUGUUCCUUUCAUUCAAGAUGUUUCUUCAAUGCUUUUCGGAAAGAAAAUAUUUUCUUCUCUUGAUUUAGAAUCCGCUUACAAUCAAAUCCCUAUUGCUCCGGAUGAUAUUCCUAAAACAGCCGUGAUAACUCCAUUUGGAUUAUUUGAAUUUACUGUUAUGACGUUUGGCCUGCGUAAUGCAGGACAAACGUUUCAACGCUUUUUACAUCAAACACUCGGCGAUUUAGAUUUUGUAUUCUCGUACAUAGACGAUCUUCUCAUUGCAUCCUCUUGUGAAAUGGAGCAUGAGAAACACCUUCACAUUGUUUUCGAACGUCUUGACCAAGCUGGUCUUAAAUUGAAUCUUGAAAAGUGUAAUUUCGGUAAGUCUGAAAUUGAAUUUCUCAGAUACCUAAUUAACAAGGAUGGAAUCUGUCCUCCACCCGAAAAGGUGAAAGCGAUCCUCGAUUUUCCGAAGCCUAAAAACAUUCUUGAGUUGAGAAGAUUUUUGGGACUCAUGAAUUUUUAUCGAAAAUGUUUGCCUAACGUGGCUGAAAUACAAAAACCGAUAAAUUCUUACCUUCACGAUUCACGGAAGAACGACAAACGCGAAGUUUUGUGGACACCUCGUGCCGAGGAGGCAUUCGAGAAGUGCAGGUCUUCUGUGGCCAACGCUACCUUAUUAGUUCAUCCAUCCAUUGACUCACCUACGCGCGUUGUAUCAGACGCAUCAGACUCAGGCAUGGGUGCUUCUCUCGAACAAUUUCAGCAUAAUAUUUGGAAACCUUUGGCUUUCUUCUCGAGGAGUUUUACCCCGACACAAAAAAAGUAUAGUACUUACGAUAGAGAGUUGACAGGUUGUCACGAAGCCGUAAAGUGCUUUAGACAUGAAUUAGAGGGACGAGAAUUUCAUCUGGUCACUGACCACAAACCCCUGAUUUAUGCCUUUUCUCAAAAGUCGGAAAAAGCCUCUCCUAGACAGCAGAGACAAUUAUCCUUUCUAUCUCAAUUUACGACAAAUAUUAAAUAUAUUCCCGGUCCUGAAAAUGUAGUCGCUGACAGUUUGUCGCGUGUCGAUUCAAUACGUCUUGCGACGAACGUUAGCUUAAACGAGCUUUCUGAGGCUCAAAGAACGGAUACCGAACUAGAUAAUCUUAUUAAGGACAAAACAACAUCCUUGAAUCUCAAACGCAUGCUCUGGGGUACUGAUCACACCCCAGUAAUAUGCGAUUUAUCAGGUGAGACUCUUCGACCUUAUGUCCCAGAAAUCUUUCGUAGACGUAUCUUUGAUAUUUUUCACGAAAAAUCACAUCCUAGCGCAAAAGUCACUUGUCGAACUAUACUGAAAAGUUAUGUUUGGCCGAAUAUUAAUAAGAAUAUAAAAGAAUGGUGUCGAAAUUGUAUUAAUUGUCAGAAAGCCAAAAUUUCACGUCAUAAUAUUUUAUUGCCCUCACAUUUCGUUUCUCCUGAACAAAGGUUCCGCCACGUUCAUAUGGACAUCGUCGGUCCUUUGCCUCUAUGCGAUGGAUUUAGGUAUUGUUUUACCAUGAUCGACCGUUUUUCUCGUUGGGCGGAAGCAAUUCCAUUAAAAGACAUAGAAGCAAAAACCAUAUAUCGCGCGUUUGUGGAUAACUGGAUAUCCCGAUUUGGCACCCCUGAAAGGAUUACGACUGAUCAGGGAAAACAAUUCGAGGCACGAAUUUUUUCAUCCUUAUUGCAUCUUUCUGGUUGUCAUCGCGUGCGAACCACCGCAUAUCACCCAGCUUCUAAUGGGAUGAUUGAGCGGUGGCACCGCACCCUGAAAGCGGCAAUUAUGUGCCAUUCUGAUAAAAAAUGGACGCAAGUCCUUUCUACAGUCUUGUUGGGACUUAGGACGGCUGUGCUUGACUCGGGGGCAUCUCCCGCCGAAUACCUAUACGGAACCACUUUGAGAAUUCCUGGCGAAUUCGUUCUCCCAGAGGAAUUUGCGGCAAACCCGCAAAUUUUUCUUGAAGAGUUUCGCGAGCAUAUGCGCCUCGUCAAACCCGUCCCCGUGGUACAUAAACAUAAAAGAAACAUUUUUGUUUUCAAAGAUAUGAGUACAUGUUCACAUGUUUUUCUCCGUGUCGGAACAUUAAAACGAUCUUUAGAAAGUCCAUAUUCGGGACCUUAUAAGGUUCUCGAUAGGAUUUCUGAUCGAGUCUACGAGAUUGAAGUUAACGGGCAGAGUAAAAGAAUAUCGGUAGAGAACUUGAAGCCAGCUCAUUUCGCUCGCGAAGAUCUGUUAAUCACGAAUAAAAAUUCGGGAGAUGAUAACGUUGAUGGCGUUCCCUUGCUGGAUAUUCAGUUACCAAAUAUUUCUACUCCUCAGGAGAAUUUCGCGCAAAAUACUGUAAUUAUACCUUCAACAAGCGAUAUAACUCCUCGCAACCAAAAUCUUGUAAUUAUACCUCCGACUAUUGGCAAAUCGCCUUGUAUUGAUAAUUGUGUGAAUCUUCCUCCGCUAAAAACUUAUUCGAAUAAGAAAAAGAGCAAUAAUUUGAAUGAAAUACUUGACGUCAUGUGGAAUAUGGCAUACAACCCCGAAGAGCCAGCAUUAUUUUUAAGACCAGCCGCACCACGACCACCCGUACCGGCUCCGAGAGCAGCGCCAAGGCGAAAUCGUUGGGAUCAGAGACCUGCUGCACUAGCGGUACCACAAGAAACAUUACAAGCAGGUCCGUGGAUUCGUGUUCAAACCCGUCCACGACCACCAGUACCGGCUCCGAGAGCAGCGCCAAGGCAAAAUCGUUGGGAUCAGAGACCUGCUGCACUAGCGGUACCACAAGUAGAAGAGCAAGCAGCACCGAGAGUCAUACGCCGUAUUGCUCAUGUACCGCGACUACCACGUGAGGUGCCAGUACCGGCUCCGAGAGCAGCACCAAGGCAACCGCGAACACCACGUGAAGUACCAGUACCGGCUCCGAGAGCGGCACCAAGCCAACCGCGAACACCACGUGAAGUACCAGUACCGGCUCCGAGAGCGGCACCAAGCCAACCGCGACUGCCACGUGAAGUACCAGUACCGGCUCCGAGAAGAGUAAUUUGUAUUAGUGCUCAACCUCUUAGAGGAACAGCACGUCAACGCCUAACGAAGGCUAUGAGGAUGUUGGCCACAGCAUCCUCAAAAAAGGGGCGUUAA